Gryllus bimaculatus (two-spotted cricket) is the source of this 2586-nucleotide messenger RNA. NCBI's taxonomy places the organism in Eukaryota, Metazoa, Arthropoda, Insecta, Orthoptera, Gryllidae. The record is from the annotation of a GenBank genome assembly.
UUCACGUGACAGCUGACAUGCGCACUGCGCAGAAGAGUGAAGAAGUGGAGAAGCAAAAACAUCUGGGUGAAGUGCCAGACAGAGCGUCGUAACGUAGUUGUAAUUUCGUCCAAAAUCUUUUGGAGUUGUAAUAUCGCACACUUUGACGUCAGUAGUUUUCAUUGUUUAUGUAAUAAUGCCGUGGAAAUUCAUAUAACUGCUUCUGCCAGAAGAUCUAACUUGUGUCGUUACUACAGGAUUAAAGACCUAAUAUUGAAUAGGAGGAAAACGACUCUGACAACUUGAACAAUGUUGCCCUUUACCUCAGUGAGUAGGGAGAGUGCACCAGAUACUUUGUUAGAUCUGUGCUUCAAAUAUGUGGUUUGUCAUUUAGAUAUUAUUUGUACUACUGACCCGUUUACAAAAGAUUACAGACUCAAAGAUGGUCUAGCUCUACCUAGUGAAAUUUGUGAAAAAAUGCUUCAGAUCUAUCAAGCUGGUGGUCAUGAUGUAGAUGACAGAAUUGUGGGCAUAUUUGAAAAUCUUAGCAUGACAAGACUGAGAAGAGUUCAGCUACGAAAUUCUAGUGUCACAGAUGAUGGACUGUGCAUUCUCUUAAGUCACAAGUUAAUUGAAAUAGACCUUACUAAUUGUGCAAAUGUAACAGAUGGCUCUCUUGUACAUCUCAACGAACAUGGUGAAAACCUGUUAUCUUUAAGUAUUGGCGCAGGUGUUCAACUACUCCCCAGUACACUCCUACCGGAAGAUCAUGUGCAAGAAGGAGAAAUUGUUACUGCAUACCACAAACGAGGAUACAUCUUGAGAACACCCAAUUUGCGCAGACUUACAAUUAAGAACCUUUCUGUCCACCGUGAGAGAAUGUACUUUCCCUUGCUUCUUCAACCUCUUGCAAAUCUCACAUACCUAGACUUGUCCUCUUGCUCUGAUUUGGGUGAUUUGUCAUACCUUUGUGAAUUAAAGAAUCUCCUUUCCCUCAUUCUUUUCAAUGUGCAACGUCUUCAAGAAUGUAUCGAUUCUUUGUGUACCCUUACAAGCUUGAGACAUCUCGAUAUUUCCCAGUCAAGUGAAAAACAUGGAACAUUUAGAAAUGAGAAUUUGACAUUGGCAAGACUAGUUGAAAAUCUUCCCAAUUUGACUUCUUUGGAUAUAUCUGGUACCAAUCUUGCAGGAACAGGAGUUGCAGAGCACAGCCCUAACAGCAAAGAGCACAGUGAUGAUUCUGUGCCUCAGACAGACAUCCCAGGCCUCAGCUGUAGAGUGGGUAGGCCUUUUGAAUUUUUAGGAUUGUAUGGUACACGCCAUGAAGCAUGUCGAAGACAUCACAUCCCUGCAAAACUGAUUUCUGGAAAUGCCAAUGAAGAACAGAUUUUGACUGCUGCAGCAGCUUACAUUGAUCGUACAGAUAUUUUACAACAAGUUCUGAAUGAUCUUUAUCAUCUCUUUCGAUACGAAAUCUGCCAUAAUAUGAACAAUGCAUUGAGUAUUGUGCUUGAAGCAAUGGAUCGACAUGUAAAUGAAAAACACAUUCAGAUCUCUGGAAGUGCAACACUCUUUUACAUUGUAAAAGGCAAAGAAAAAUAUGCAUUUAGUCCUCCGCUCAAGAGACUUGUGGUUUACACCUUACUAAAUGGGAUGAAUGCACAUCGAGAUGAUGAUACUAUGAUGCGCAAUGGCUGCCUUACUCUGUGUCAGUUCAGGCUACCUGAAGAUGUGUUGUUUGACUACGAGCGACUAGUGCAAAUCCUCUUGCACAUUGUAUCUGAAAUGGAGCAAGAAGGUUUUGUACAACGCAUUGGGAUUUUCCUGUUGAACACAUUGGCCUGCCAGGUGGACGGUGUUCAAAAGAAACUGUUGGGGGAUUUGGGAGCAGUUAGUAAAAUGUUAUCAUUAAUAGAAGACAGACUUAAUAGGAAAGUGUGUGAUGAUGUACUGGAAGUAGCAUGGUCUACAAUGUGGAAUGUUACUGAUGAGACUGCAAUCAAUUGCCAAAGGUUUCUUGAUGGGCGAGGAAUGGAGUACUUUCUUAGUUGCCUUAGCACUUUUCCCGAAAAAGAGGAACUUCUGCGCAACAUGAUGGGACUGCUGGGAAAUGUAGCAGAAGUGAAGAAGCUUAGGCCGCGUCUCAUGACCAGCCAUUUUGUUACAGUAUUUGCAACAUUACUUGAUUCUAGCAGCGAUGGAAUCGAGGUGAGUUACAAUGCUGCUGGAGUGCUGUCACACAUGGCAUCUGAUGGCCCUGGUGCGUGGACUCUGUCAUCUCCUCGUCGUGAAGAUGUUCUUCAGCGGAUGGUAGCUGCCAUUGAGCAUUGGGAUUUGAACACAGAGAGGAAUAUCAACUACAGAUCCUUUGAGCCAAUUUUGUAUUUGGCUCGCAUCUACCAUACACCUGAGUGCCAACAUUGGGCAGUAUGGGCAUUAGCUAACCUUACUCGAGUAUAUCAAGGAGGCCUGCAGCUCUUGGAAGAGAUCAUUCAACAUGAGCAACCGUAUGCUCGGAUCAAGGAGCUUGCAACUAUGGUUGUGAUGCACUGCCGCCAUUACCAUGAACAGCUACUUCUUGAGAUAAAUGGACCUUUGGAUGGUUGA